This is a messenger RNA of Prorocentrum cordatum, 5114 nucleotides long. NCBI's taxonomy places the organism in Eukaryota, Dinophyceae, Prorocentrales, Prorocentraceae. The record is from the annotation of a GenBank genome assembly.
GCUCCUCAGAUUUCGCGAUCCUGCGAACGGGCACGGGGCUCGACUUGGCGCUGGCAGCCAUGGCCAAGAUGGGCGCCGCCUUUGUCUCGGGCGUCACCAUCGGACAGCAGGGCGCGCUCAGCGGCGACGGCGGCCGCGCCCGGGACGGCGCGGGCGCCGCGCUCCGGAGCAGCGGCGCGCCCCAGGCCGAGCCCACCGCGGCCGCGCCGUCGCCGGCGGGCGCACCCUACGGCGGACUGCUGACUGGCGCGGCGGCGGGCGCGGCGAUCGUCGUGGGCACGCGGCGGGGCGCGAAGCUGCGCGGGGGCCAGAAGAAGGCGGUGCGUGCGCCCGGCGUGGCCAGGCUCGUCGCGCCCGCGGCGCCGCCGGCGCAGGACGACGUGCCGGAGAAGCUGGAGGAGUUCGUGCGCAGCCACGGGGGCGAGAAGCCGUUGCGCCGGAUCCUCAUCGCGAACAACGGCAUGGCCGCGACGAAGGCCAUCCUCUCGAUGAAGCAGUGGGCGUACCUGGAGCUGGGGCUGGAGAGGUGCUUCGAGUUCGUGGUGAUGGCGACCCGCGAGGACCUCGACGCCAACGCCGAGUUCAUCCGCCUCGCCGACACGUACGUGGAGGUCCCGGGGGGUAAGAACUCCAACAACUACGCGAACGUCGACCUCAUUUGCAAGCUCGCGAAGGAGCAGGCCGUGGACGCGGUGUGGCCGGGCUGGGGGCACGCCAGCGAGAACCCGAAGCUGCCGAUGCAGCUGAGCGCUCAAGGCGUCACGUUCAUUGGCCCCACGGCACCGGUGAUGUCGGUGCUGGGCGACAAGAUCGCCGCCAACAUCCUGGCGCAGACGGCGGGCGUGCCGUCCAUCCCGUGGAGCGGCGACGGGCUCGAGGCGAACCUGACGGAGGAGGGCACCAUCCCCGAGGAGAUCUUCCGGAAGGGCCUCAUCAACACCCUGGACGAGGCCGUCGAGUGCGCGAACCGCAUCGGCUACCCGAUGAUGCUCAAGGCCAGCGAGGGCGGGGGCGGGAAGGGCAUCCGCAUGUGCGCGAACCAGGCCGAGCUGGAGGCGAACUACCCCCAGGUGCUUGCCGAAGUGCCCGGCUCGCCAGUUUUCGCGAUGCAGCUGUGCCAGGGCGCCCGCCACAUUGAGGUUCAGAUCGUGGGCGACAUGCACGGCAACGCCGUGGCCCUCAACGGGCGCGAUUGCUCGACGCAGCGGCGCUUCCAGAAGAUCUUCGAGGAGGCCCCCCCCGCCAUCGUGCCGAAGGCGACCUUCCGGGAGAUGGAGAAGUCCGCCCAGCGGCUGACGCAGAGCAUCGGCUACAUCGGCGCGGGCACGGUGGAGUUCCUGUACAACGCGGAGACCGACGAUUUCUUCUUCCUGGAGCUGAAUCCGCGCCUCCAGGUGGAGCACCCGUGCACCGAGGAGGUAACGGGCGUCAACUUGCCCGCGACGCAGCUCCAGGUGCUCAUGGGUAUCCCCCUGCACCGCAUCCCGCAGAUCCGCGCCUUCUACGGCAAGUCUGAGGAGGACGCCACGUCUCCGAUCGACUUCAUGGAGGACGACUACGUGUACCCCAAGACGCACGUGAUCGCCGCGCGCAUCACCGCUGAGAACCCAGACGAUGGGUUCAAGCCCACCAGCGGCAGGAUCGAGCGCAUCAAGUUCCAGAGCUCGGUGAACUGCUGGGGCUACUUCAGCGUCGGCUCCAACGGCGCCAUCCACGAGUUUGCCGACUCGCAGUUUGGCCACAUCUUCGCGCGCGGCAAGGACCGCGAGCAGGCCCGCAAGAACCUCACCCUCGCCCUGAAGCAGCUGGAGGUUGUUGGCGAGAUUCGCUUCCCUGGCGAGUAUCUGGUGGAACUGGCCAACACAGAUGCGUUCAAGGAAAACACUAUUACCACGUCGUGGCUAGACGGUCUCAUCAAGCAGAAGAGCGUGAAAAUCAACUACAACAAUCUCGACGUGGUCUUCUACGCGGCCGUGUACCGCGCAAUGAACACACUUAAGGAGAGCGAGAGUGCCCUGCUAGCGGAUCUGCAGAAGAGCCAGCUGGGGCUGCUGCGUCAGGUUGGCAGCAUGAACAGCUUUCCCAUCGAGAUCACUUUUGAAGGGUACAAGUACGAGUUCAACUUCUGCCGCGCCGGCCCAGACCAACUGGUCGCGACGAUCGGCGACACGAAGAUCGCAUGCCGCGUCCGAACGCAGGCGGACGAGUCAAUCUUCGUCACGGUCGGCAACUCGGUGAUGAAGGUGGCCGGCCAGGAGGAGGCUCUCGGCCUGCGCCUGCGGCUGGCGGGCGUCGGCACCAUCAUGAUCCCCACGAUCUACGACCCGUCGGAGAUGCGCUCGGAGUUCAACGGCAAGGUGGUGCGUUAUUUGCAGGCCCCGGGCGCCACCGUGAAGGAGGGGGAGCCCUACGUCGAGCUGGAGGCCAUGAAGAUGAUCAUGCCGAUCAAGGCCGGCGCUACCGGCAAGAUAUCGCAGCUGAAGGGCGCCGGGAGCAUCGUGUCCGCCGGAGAGCUCCUGGCGCAGCUGGAGCUGGACGACCCCUCGGCCGUCCAGAAGAUCGAGCCCUUCGUCGGCGACUUCGGGCUCAACGCGCAGAGCGAGGACGAGGCGAAGGCGCCCUCGAAGGAGGACCCCAUGGAGCAGAUCAAGCUUGCCAUGGCCGGCUACGUGCCCAGCGAGGUCGCCACCAAGAUGGUCCAGGAGGUCUUCAGCGGCCUGGGCUCGGUCGAGGAGCAGGCAGAAGCUGCGAAGUCCAUCUUCGAGUCCUACCUGAAGGUGGAGGAGAGCUUCCUGGACACGUCCUCCACCAAGGAUCAAAUUCAGGCCGCACUGAUUGCAGAGUACAAGGACAACUUGUCUACCGUGGUCGAGCUCUGCAUGAGCCACAGCCAGCUGCCCCUUCGCAACGAGAUCGUGCUCGCGACACUCCGCAGCGUCGAAAACAUCACCAGCAACGAGUCCCUGGCGGCGGUGAUUUCUAAGCUUGCGGAGCUGCCGACGAAGAUCGGCUAUGACGAGGUGGUGCUCGAGGCCGGUCGCAAGUUUUCCGUCAUAAGCGCGAAGCCGUUCAAGGAGCGCGUGGACGAUCUCAGGAAGGCCCUGAAGACCGCCGAGUCCAACGUCCGGCUCCAAAUCAUUAGUGAGCAGAAGGCGCUGCAGGCCGGCGUGGACCUGCUCAGCACCCACUUCAAGGACGAGGACGCCACGGUCCGCAAGAACGCCCUCCAGACCUACAUUAUGCGCAUGUUCCGCGGGUUCCGCGUGGAGAUCGGGGAGCAGCAGGACGAGGGCGCCUCGAAAAUGAGCAUCUCCUACCAGUACCAGUACCCCGGAAGCUCCUCGGCGGGAAGCAAGCGCGGGGGGCACUGCGUGGUGAUCCCCACCGUGGCCGACAUCAAGGCCGCCCUGACGGCCCCCUCGCCCCUGAAGAACACCCGAGGCGAGGGCGCGGACAAGGCGGAGUCGCUGAACAGCCUGCACGUGGUGGUCGCCGAGGGCGUCGGCGGCGGCAGCCAGCCGGGCUUCUUCAGCACCAACCAGGAGGUCGACGAGAUCACCACCAGGGUGGAGGGCUGGAUCCAGGAGGCCAGCAAGGUGCUGGAGGGCGCCGACAUCCGCGAGGUCUGCGUGAUGCUGCCCCAGGACAACCAGUACCCGCGCUACCUGACCUUCCUGCGCUGCGCGGGAUGGAAGGAGGACCCAACCCGCCGGGACAUGCGGCCUACCUUCCCGCACCUGCUCGAGGUGAGCCGCCUCUCCGACUACUACGACCUGGAGCGCAUCGUGCCCACCAUCGGGCGCAACUCGCAGGUGUACCUCGGCACCCAAAAGGGCGACGAGGGCGGACGCUUGGGGAAGCAGUCCACCCUCUUUGUGCGCACAAUCUCGCACUCUACCCUGGAGGUCAAGACCGCUUCCGAGGCCUGGAUGGCAGUGCCCGAGUCCUGCAUCCUACAGGGGGUCGACGAGGUGGAGCGCGCGAGCCUCGGUCAGAAGCCCGGGCAGAUGUCUAACUCCCACGUCUACCUGCACCUGAUGUCCCCGGUGGACAUGCCCGUGCCCCAGCUGGUCAAGCGCUUCGAGCAGUUUAUGAACAAGUUCGUGUCCAGGUACGGUGCCCGCCUCCAGCGGGCGCGGGUGGACGAGAUCGUCGUCAAGGUUGGCGUGGGCAAUGCUUCCGAGGGCCGCAGGGAGACCCUGCGCUUCACGGCCUCAUCCAUGUCCGGCGAGCACCUGAAGACGGUGAGCCUGCUCGAGCAGGCGGACCCGGUCUCGGGCAAGCCCGUGGCCUGGUUCGACGUGGACUCGAACGCGGAGCGGGCCGUCUCCGCCGUGCCGAGCGCCGCGAUGCAGAAGAGGCGCGCCAUGGCUCGCCGCGCCGGCUCGACAUACGCGCCGGAGUUCUUGGGGAUGCUGAAGGUCGGCAUCAUCCAGAAGUGGGACGCGCACACCACCGCGGCGGGGAACGUCCUGGCCCCUGCUGACGUCUUCGAGUCCGUGGAGCUCGUCCUCAGCGAGGCCGGGGAGCUGGAGGAGGUCCGCCGCGAUCCGGGCUCCAACGACAUCGGCAUGAUGGCGUGGCGCUGCACCAUGCAGACUCCCGAGUACCCAGACGGGCGUGACAUCGUGCUGAUCGCCAACGACGUGACUCACCAGGCGGGCUCGUUCGGCGUGAAGGAGGACGUCUUCUUCCAGAAGGCGUCCGCGUACGCCCGGGAGCACGGCAUCCCCCGGAUCUACAUCUCCUGCAACAGCGGCGCACGCGUCGGCCUGGUGGAGGAGCUGAAGCCCCACCUCCAGGUGAAGUGGACCGUGCCCGACGACCCCACUAAGGGGCACGGUGGCGGAUCUGUACCUCUCCGAAGACAGCUACGGCAAGUUCGGUGAGGGCGUAGUCGCGGCCCACAAGGUGGUCGACGGCGAGGAGGUGCACUACGCCAUCGACGCAAUCAUCGGCCAGGGCAUGGCGUCCACUGCCGGCGGCAUCGGCGUCGAGAAUCUGCAGGGGUCCGCCCUGAUCGCCGGCGAGACGUCCAGGGCGUACGACGAGGUCUUCACCCUGUCCUAUAUCACCGGCCGCUCCGUCGGCAUCGGCGCCUACCUGAACAGGCU